AUGAUCUUCUCGAGAUUUCGAGAUUUUGCAAUUGGAAAGUCGAAGGAGUUAAAUUUCCUUCAUAUCUAUGAUGGAAAGGUUCAUUCUGCACUAUCUCCCUGCAAACAUCGAAGACUAGCUUCUCAUAGCGGUGGAUUAAAAAGGUUUGAUUCCUUUGAUCAGUCAUCAAAUUUGCAUUUACGAACCCUUUUGUUCUUCAACUCGGAAACUGAAUCCGCCGAAAUAGGGAAGUUACAAUUUCUGUACAAAAAAUUGAGAUUGUUGAGAGUGUUAGAUGUUGAGGAAACAGAGCAUGUAAGCUUAGUUGAUGCAAUAGAGAAGUUGAUUCACUUGAGGUACUUUAGGAUAAGUGACUCCAAAAUAAACAAGAUUCCACCAUCCAUAGGUAACUUGCAAACCCUACAAACCCUGGAAUUUUCUUUCAGACAUCGUAUCUCAAUUAUUAUGUUACCCGAUGAGAUAUGCAAUGCAAAGCAGUUGAGACAUUUAAUUGGAUGCUUCAAGUGGCCUUUCCGAGUAGAAAACCUAACAAACCUUCAAACUCUAAAGGUUAUUGUGGUUGAUGACCGGAUGGAAUUUAAUCCAUCAUGGGAUUUAAUCAAUCUUCACGUGCUUUGCCUAGUAUUUGAUGGAGAAAGCAAGGGGUUCACUGUAGACUCUAUUGGUAGAUUAAGAAACCUCCGAACAUUAUUUCUAGAGAUUGCGGACACUGUUUGGAAUCCUACACUGCAACCACUUUCUCACUGCCAGCACCUCAUUCAAUUGAAGUUACAUGGAGAAAUAGGAAAGCUACCAACAGAGAUGCACGAAUUCUUACCGAAUCUCAAAUACCUCGCCUUGUGUGGAAAGAAAAUGGAGGAAGAUCCUAUGCCAUCAUUAGAGAAACUUCCAAAGUUGACAAUUCUUGACUUAAAUAGAUACAAGGGAAAUAAAUUUGUGUGCACUGCAGGAGGGUUCCCUCAACUCGAAAUUCUAAAUAUUUACGGGGGUUAUGUGAAGGAGUUACAAGUGGAUGAAGGAGGAAUGCCUCUGCUUCGGGGUUUGGUCAUCCCUAACAAUGUUAGCAUCCCAGAGAGAUUAAGGUCCAUCCCUGUCCCCAAAAAUUGGGAUGUCACAUCGGCUCAUGGCUGGCCCUACUAACAAAGAAAACAAGUUACAGGAAUGAAAGUUGGAGGAAACAAAUGAAGUGGUUGGUGAUGCUUAUGUGCCUAUUGUGCUGUUGGAGACUUGGAGUUUUUUUUAUUUAUUUAAUUUUUUUUCCCUUCUAUUUGUUGUCAUGUUGGCUUGCUGGUCAUGUUUGUUGUAUGUGGAUUUCCGAUGACUUCUCUUUUUAUUAUUUAUGUAUAAAAGACUGAUGUGUGGUUAUAUUACUACUACUAUUGGCUAUUACUUUUUUAAUUGU
This is a messenger RNA of Camellia sinensis, 1402 nucleotides long. The record is from RefSeq and is a predicted model, not a curated record. NCBI's taxonomy places the organism in Eukaryota, Viridiplantae, Streptophyta, Magnoliopsida, Ericales, Theaceae.